Messenger RNA from Eufriesea mexicana, 1152 nucleotides. RefSeq lists its product as uncharacterized. The transcript has 6 exons. NCBI's taxonomy places the organism in Eukaryota, Metazoa, Arthropoda, Insecta, Hymenoptera, Apidae. Bases 1 to 1119 code for a protein of 372 amino acids. Gene Ontology annotation, cellular component: plasma membrane. The record is from RefSeq and is a predicted model, not a curated record. Gene Ontology annotation, biological process: detection of chemical stimulus involved in sensory perception of smell; sensory perception of smell. Gene Ontology annotation, molecular function: olfactory receptor activity; odorant binding.
AUGUUUAACAAAUUGACACCUGAAGAAGCCAUCAACGUCACCUGGCUCAGUGUAGCUUUAACGUUCUGUUGGCCCCUUCCCCCCAAUAGCAGUAGGGUUAAACUGUUUGGCUACAAAGUCAUACAGGUCGCCAGUAUAAUUAAUGGAUUCAUGCUAUUAGCACCACUGCUUUACGCAGUCUAUCUACACUCACACAAUGUCGCUAUAGUCUCCGGGGAUAUCAGCCUGUGUAUAGGUGUAAUUCAAAUCAUCGUCCAGACCAUCAUAUGCAUCGUGAAGCACGACAAUUUACAGCGUGUAAUCAAUGAAAUGGUGACCUAUGUCAAAGAGGCUCGACAGAGCGAGAGGGAAAUUUUCUGCAAGUAUAUCACGAAAUGCGACAUCUUUUAUGCAAGUUCCAUAGCGUGUAUGUACCUGACAGCGACUGCCUUUUCGCUAGGACCCGUGUUCAUGUCGAUUCCCUUUCCGGCAGACGCGGUGUACCCGUUUCGAGUUAAUUAUACGCCAGUCUAUGUCAUGGUAUACAUGCAUCAGUUUUUCCUAAGCUAUCAGUGUGCUGCGCAUACAUGCUUAAGUAUGUUUGGCGCGCUUUUAUUCUGGUUUUCAGCGGCCAGGUUCGAAUGCCUAGCUAUGGAAUUGCGAAAAUCCACGGAUGUUCGCAUGCUGGUUACUUUUAUUAAGAAGCAGUUACAUUUGAGAAAGUACGCUGUAGAUGUGGUGAAUGGUUUCCGUUUUAUUAUACUUUUCGCUUUACUUGGCAGCUUGGUUAUUCUGUGUCUUGUUGGAUUUAUAUUUCUAUUGAAAACACCGUUGGUCGUGAAAAUACAGUUCCUGGCAGUAUUUUUUACACUGCUGACGGAAAUUUACGUGUACGCUUGGUCAGCUGAUAACAUGAAAGAUAUGAGCAUAAACGUUUCGCAAAGUGCAUACGAGAUGACGUGGUACGAUCAGUCGCUAGAAAUGCAGAAGAUAGCGCUGCACGUGUUGCAGUUUCAAAAUCCAGUGAUACUUUCCAUCAGUUGUAUACUGCCAGAAUUUACUCUGCGUUAUUAUUGCUCGUAUCUGUCCAAUGCCUUCUCCAUCUUUACCGCAUUGCGCGCCGUAAUACAAGAUAUGUAGCUUUCCGCCUUCAUAGUAUAUUAGCAUAUUACG